Messenger RNA from Heterotrigona itama, 1272 nucleotides. The record is from the annotation of a GenBank genome assembly. NCBI's taxonomy places the organism in Eukaryota, Metazoa, Arthropoda, Insecta, Hymenoptera, Apidae.
AUGCCGCUGUUUUGCAAGCCGAAUUGGCCUCGAACGCUCGCGACAUUCGUCAAACGUACUUAUGCCCGUUCGUUGUGUAAGAGAAAUCGCCAGGAAAUAAGAAACUGUAAGAAAAUCGCGAUAGAACGAGCAAAAGAGUCACACGACGAGAUAAAUAAUCGAACUGGCAACGGGUCGUCGAUCGAUGACGGACGUGAAGAAGGUACAGACUCGAUAAACUCUACAAUUACUUGUAAAUCUGUGAAGGCAGUCGUUGGCAAAUCGACUAGAGUGACGAAGAAGCAAAAGUUCGGUUACAAUAACUGGGUGCCAGGAAUGUACGGAUACUCUUGGGACAUGAUGGUCCACGUUUGGGACACUGUGCUCGUUGUAAUUAGAGUUCACGACAACGUGAGCAACAAGGAUCGUUACCUGGAUCCUGCAGCGUGGGUGCAAACCAAUCGAUGGGAGAAACACGGCGACAUGGCCGUGCAAACGACACAACGUUUGCAGGAUAAUUUAAUUAAACAGAAGACUGAGCUUUUCGAGAGCGACUUUCGACGCGACGGCAAGCCGAAAUGGCCACGGCUGUCGUCAAACUUGAGCAUCUACAUCGACGUGUGGUGUUCGUUGAAUGGAAGAUUCCAACAGAGAAUGUUUAAUCCGAAUGUUGACUUGCUGACGGUAGACUGGCAUCCAUACAAAUUGGAAGAGAUACAGCAGCACGUUUACACCUGGUCGAACGAUACCGACGUCCUUUUCGUCGCCGAUUUUCCACGCAUGCAUCUGGACAAUUACAUCUCGAAGAACUUCACCAACGUCACGCUAACUGUUCUCGAAGGUGAAGUAACGUACAGUGACGAGAGACAGAGAUACGAUAUCGUGCUUUCGAAAGGCUCAUCGAUUCCGAUAGAAACGGAGCAAUUUCAUAAAAUAACGACCACCAGCGCUUAUCCAGCUUGCUACAUGUACACCUGUAAUGAUCGAAAUGAAAAGGAGCCAGAAACGCAAGGCGCAACGCAGCCCGAAGAGUCGAGAGAAGCUUUUCCAAUCGCGAAAGAAAUUGGUUACAAGAUCGACGGUUGGAUAAGAGCGUUUCAUCACAUAGCGGACGCGUUUUUUAAUCUACUGUACGAUGUUCCCAUGGUGCGAAGAAUACAAAUUGAUAAAUAACGUAAAUUCUUGAGACUCGAGAGAUUGAUCAUGCGAUACGGAUCUUCGUUUUUAAACGAUGUUGUUCUUUUUUUUUUUUUUCUUAGAAAUUCCUUAGAUCUUUUUGAGAUAAAAUUGUGA